Messenger RNA from Condylostylus longicornis, 931 nucleotides. Its product is annotated as ETS-like protein pointed. The record is from RefSeq and is a predicted model, not a curated record. The transcript has 5 exons. NCBI's taxonomy places the organism in Eukaryota, Metazoa, Arthropoda, Insecta, Diptera, Dolichopodidae. Gene Ontology annotation, molecular function: sequence-specific DNA binding. Bases 90 to 821 code for a protein of 243 amino acids.
UACAAUAAGAGUUAAAAAUAAAAAUACUCUUUAAAAAAAGGAGUUAUAUAUAAGCGGUAUUAACCAGUUAAACACUGCUUUGUAAUAAAAUGACUAACGAAUGGAUAGAUUGGUCUGAUUGUCGUCUACGUGCUCCAUUGAGAACCGGCUGCAAUACAUUCUAUAAUAACAAUAAUAAUAAUGUUAAUAUUAAUAAUAAUUAUUAUAAUUCAUACACAACAAAAAUUAAUAAUAUGACUAUUAAAAUGCAACAAACUAAACAACAGCAAUUAAAACCUAAAGAUGUACCAACACAAAUGCCACCAUUAACACCUGGUACAAAUAAAAAACUUGCUGAAGUUCUUAAGGCAUCGUUUGCAUCAUGGGAAAAAGUAGUGCAAAAGUGCAAUAUUACCAAAGAUCCUAGGCAAUGGACAGAAGAACAUAUUAGCUAUUGGUUACAAUGGGCCACAAAUGAAUUCUCAUUUGAAUCAAUGAAUAUUGAAGCUUUAACUAAAAUGAAAGGACGUGAUAUGGUAGCAUUAGGACGUGAAAAAUUUUUAGCUAUAGCACCCCCUUUUACUGGUGAUAUUUUAUGGGAACAUUUAGAAAUUUUACAAAAAGAUUGUGAAAAAAUAAUAGAGGAAGACAAUUCAAUAACAUCGAAUUCAUAUGAUAAUCAUACAACAGCUAACUGUGGACCAGACAUAGCUGAUUAUUUAGGAAAUCAAAGAUUAUCAAAUAGCAAUAAUAAUAAUUCUUCAACACAAUUAACACAAAAUUAUUCAAGUAGUGAUAAACAAACAAAUAGUUAUUCAAUACACCAAAAUGGUAAGUGUUAAGCAUUUAUUUCAUGUAGAGUAACACCGUGUAUAAAUAAUGUGAGUAAUUUUAAUAUGAUUAGCUACUUAAUUUUAAAUUAUAUUAUAAAAAAACUUUUAUAUCACUGAAG